Molecule: messenger RNA, 5515 nt
Organism: Mercenaria mercenaria
Lineage: Eukaryota; Metazoa; Mollusca; Bivalvia; Venerida; Veneridae
Product: BAG family molecular chaperone regulator 1-like
Exons: 7
Coding region: 6-710 (234 amino acids)
Biological process (GO): protein stabilization
Cellular component (GO): cytosol; nucleus; membrane
Molecular function (GO): adenyl-nucleotide exchange factor activity; protein-folding chaperone binding
Source: RefSeq, a predicted model, not a curated record
ACAGAAUGGAUCCAAUUGACGUAGAGGAUUUGUACAUUUUUCAACAAAAAUCCGUGACACAGACAAGUCGUAUCCAAGAUCACAAAAUGGCGGCCGCAGCCCAGCAGUCAUUGACGCUGCAAGUUAUACACGGCCCCAAAAAAUAUGAUGUGAAGUUACAUUUGCCGGAAAAUGAGGCUGGUGAUCCACUGUGUGUCAGACAUCUUACUGAUGCUGUUUACAGUCUUACUGAAAUCCCAGCAGAGGCUCAAAAGCUGAUAUAUAAAGGAAAAUCUCUCAAAAACCCAAAAGAAGAUCUUGUUGCACUUGGUUUGAAAGCUGGAGCAAAAGUGAUGUUAAUUGGGAAAAAGCCGACUCCACAGGAUGAUGAGGAAACACGUGCAAUGAAUGAAGUGGAAAGUAACAUGGAAAAACAGGAGAAGAAGCUCAGUGAUAUCACCUAUGAACUUGAUGGCAUUCACAGAGGCUACCUGAACAAAGAGCAGCAGGCAGAUUCUAUCAAACAUCUGGAGAAGCGAUUAGCUGGGGUAGCAGAAACUUUAAUGAGAUUAUUGGAGAAGCUAGAUGCACUCAGCUUCGAAGAAGCAAAUAAAGGAGCCAGGGGUAAAAGGAAAUCUCUUGUUAACAAAAUACAGGUGCUGCUUACAAGAAUUGAUGGACUUAGCCGAGGAUUGCAGGAUGAUUCUAAAACAUCUAUAGAGAAUACAUAAUGUAUAGAUGUAUGCCAUACAUCUGGGUGACACAGACUUGUAGAAAACAAGACAUCCACAGAGAAUACAUUAUGUAUAGAUUUAAGCUUCAAAUGUCUGGGUUACACAGACUUGCAGACGACAAAACAUCCAGAGAAUACAUUAUGUAUAGAUUUAUGCUUCAAACGUCAGGGUGACACAGACUUGCAGACAACAAAACAUCCAGAGAAUACAUAAUGUAUAGAUUUAUGCUUCAAACGUCUGGUGACACCGACUUGCAGAUGACAAAACAUCCAGAGAAUACAUAAUGUAUAUAUUUAUGGUUCAAACGUCUGGGUGACACAGACUUGCAGACGACAAAACUUGCAUGGAGAUACCUGUGGUGCUGGUUUAAAUGGUGCCAAAGCUUAUCUCAUAUCAGAAACCUCUAGACAGAAGACAUUUUAUGACAGUUUACUUUUAAGCUCGCCUGAGCACAAAGUGCUCGGGGGCGAGUUAUUGUGAUCGCUCACCAUCCUGCAUCCGGCCACAUUUCCCUUUAAACAAUAUCUAAAACCACAAGGGCAAUUUUGAUGAAACUUCACAGAGAUGUCCCUUGAAUGAUCUUUAAAAAUUGCUUAAAAAAUUGAAUUCUAUUUAGAACUCUGGUUGCCAUAGCAACCAAAAGUAAAAAACUUUAAAAAAUAUUAUAUAGACUUACAGUCGAACUUCGAUGGCUCGAACUCGAGGGUCCAGUGGAAAUUAGUUCGAGUUUUUCGUUGUUCGAGCCAUCCAAAUGGCGGCCAUUUUGAAUUCGGGAAUUCGAGGGCAUGAUAUGUUACAAAUUUUACGUCGUAAUAUAUUGCCAUAUUGUACCUAAAUGUGUGUAUGAUAUGAUAAUAAAUAAAAAACAAACGCUGCAAUAUGCUUUAUUAUUUAUUUACAAACAUGACAUAGAUACGAAAAUAAAACACAGAUAAAACACUAAUACAAUUAUAAGAAUUUGGUGAAGACAGCAUCAAAUAAGAAAGACAUGAAUAGCAAACAUUUAUGAAUCAUAGUUCAGUACAAAUAUUAUCAAAUAUAUUGCUUUCCAGUAGCCGACUUAGCUAUCCGCCCGUUUCCAGGUCCUUUACUAAGUUGUUCAGACAUGCUAAAGCAGUAUAAAAGUGGACAUCGAAUCUCCCGAUUUUAUACAGAAAAAAAAGACAGACUUUGCUCAAUUAUUUUAGAUAAUUUUAAUCGUAUAAAACAAAGCCCAUUAAAGCAUUGUAAUGAACGAAAGUCACUUUGUUUAAUUUGUUUGUCGUAUAACGACGCUAAUUACAUAAGCGUGUGAAAAUUACGCCGGGAAGGGGAAGCUUGGCGAAUGUCAGGCAAAGGUGUGAAAAACUUUGUAAACACAAGCCAUUCCGGCGACAAAUUGUCCGUUCGACAGAAUAGGUGUAAUUAUCACUGUAAUUAAGCCAAGGGGACCACCAAAUGUGUUCGAGAGUUCGAAUUUUCGAAGUUCGAGCGAUCCGAGGUAGAACUAUAUAGAAUAAAGAAGGAAUAAAUUCGGGACCGGGCAAAGAGUUCGAGCGAUCCCGGGUGUUCGAAAGAUCCGAGUUCGAGCCAUCGAAGUUCAACUGUAUAUAGGAAAAACUUUAAAAAAUCUUCUUGUCUAAAACAACAAGACCUAGGGCUUUGAUAGUUGGUACGUAGCAUCAUCUAGUGGUCCUCUACCAAGAGUGUUCAAAUUACCCCCUAGGGUCAAAUAUUGCCCUAUCUUCAAGUACAAAAAAAAGGGGGGGGGGGGGGGGGAUAGGGAUUUGAUAUUUGGUAUGUAUUAUCUAGGGAUGGCAACAAAUAUUCAAAUAUUCAUUCAUUACACGAAUCUUUGAAUACUGUUUCACUAUUCUUAGCUCUAGCUGUCCCCAUGUGCAACCAAGCGGAACCAUUUGAACAACUUUGGUAGAGGACCAUCCAAGGAACAUCCAUGCCAAGUUUCAUCAAAAUCCAUUCAAUGGUUAUGGAGGAGAUGUCUUUUAAACACAAUUGUUCACGACGGACGGAUGACGGAUACAGUGUGAUCACAAUAGCUCACCAUGAGCAUUGUACAGAUUCAUCCACCUCGAUAGCACGCUUUGAGUGUCGGAGGUCGUGGAUUCAAUCCCUGGUUGCGUCAUAGCCAAGUUGUGAAAAAUGGUAUUAUUAGCUUUAAGAGGAUAGUGCUAGGAAUGGACAUACCAUGUCACGUGUCUACGGCGUGAUAUUCCAGUGGGGCAGCACUAUAAAGUUGGGCAUUGUGCUCACUGCUACAAGUACUGGGAGACAAUCAAAAUCCCCUUGAUCAAAAUCCCCUCCACUGAAAAAUGACAGGGUGUUACAAAAUCCCCUUCAUACUUUUGCAGGGGGUAUCAUAAUCCCCUCUGUGAUUUUUACUUAUUUCAUCAAGUUCAAAUACAACUAUACACAGUUUAAAAGUCUAUUACAUAAAGCACGUAUAUACAAUGCCUUUAGCAAACAUAAUUUAAUUUGGGGCACUGAUAUCUAUAUAUCUAUAAUGAAAAUCACAGAGGGGAUUAUGAUACCCCCUGCAAAAGUAUGAAGGGGAUUUUGUAACUCCCAGUCAUUUUUCAGUGGAGGGGAUUUUGACAUACACUCGUAGACACCAUCGUUUAUAUAACUGAAAAAUUGUUGAAAAAGACAUUAACCCAAACACACACAAAAAAACAACAUGGCCGCCAGGAGGUGUGUCUCUUUUUCCAAUAUGUAUAUAGUGAAAGCUUUAAAAUUCUUCUUGUAUGAAACAGCUGUUCCUUUUUUGAAAUAAGUUCACACAAAUGGUCCUUGUGUGAUCAUCUAUCAAGAUUGUUCAAGUUAUUCUGGUUCCUCAAAAAACAUGGCCACCAGAGGGCAUGGUUUAUUUUCCCUAUAUGUAUAUAGUGGAAACUUAAAAAAAAAAAUCUCCCCUUAUUUAUGUUUUGGAAACUAAGAAUCUUCGUAUUUGGUAUUGUCAUAUCACAUCAUUUCCCAAAUGUCUUGACCACCCCCCACUUCACCCCCCACCCACAACAAAAAAACAACACAAAUACAUAACCUGCCUGUAUUUAUUAGCUCACCUGAGCACAAACUGCUCAGGGUGAGGUAUUGUGAUCGCUCACCAUCCGGCGUCCGUCCGUCCGUCCGUCCACACUUUCCUUUAAACAACAUCUCCUAAACCAACAGGCCAAUUUUGAUGAAACUUCACAGGGAUGUUCCUUGGAUGGCCCCCUUUCAAAAUUGUUCAAAGAAUUGAAUUCCAUGCAGAACUCUGGUUGCCAUGGCAACCGAAAGGAAAAACUUUAAAAAUCUUCUUCUCAAAAACCAGAAGCCCUAGAGCUUAGAUAUUUGGUGUGAAGCAUUGCCUAGUGGACCUCUACCAAGUUUGUUCAAAUCAUGACCCUGGGGUCAAAAUUGACCCGCCCCAGGGGUCACUUGAUUUUACAUAAGAAAAUCUUAAAAAAUCUUCUUCUCAAAAACCAGAAGCCUUAGAGCUUAGAUAUUUGACAUGUAGCAUUGCCUAGUGGACCUCUACUAAAAUUUUCAAAUCAUGACCCAGGGGUCAAAAUUGACCCCGCCCCAGGGGUCACUUGAUUUUACAUAGGAAAAUCUUCAAAAAAUUUCUAAAAAUAAACCAGAAGGCCUAGAGCUUAGAUAUUUCACAUGUAGCAUUGCCUAGUGGACCUUUACAAAAUUUGUUCAAAUCAUGGCCCCCGGGGUCAAAAUUGACCCCUCCCCAGGGGUCACUUGAUUUUACAUAGGAAAAUAUUUAAAAAAUCUUCUUCUCAAAAACCAGAAGUCCUAGAGCUUAGAUAUUUGACAUGUAGCAUUGCCUAGUGGACCUUUACUAAAGUUGUUCAAAUUAUGACCCGGGGGUCAAAAUUGACCCCGCCCUAGGGUCACUUGACUUUACAUAGGAAAAUCUUCAAAAGUUUUCUAAAAAUAAACCAGAAGGCCUAGAGCUUAGAUAUUUCACAUGUAGCAUUACCUAGUGGACCUCUACAAAAUUUGUUCAUAUCAUGACCCCCUGGGUCAAAAUUGACCCCGCCCCAGGGGUCACUUGAUUUUACAUAGGAAAAUCUUCAAAAAAUUUCUAAAAAUAAACUAGAAGGCCUAGAGAUUAGAUAUUUGACAUGUGGCAUUGCCUAGUGGACCUCUACAAAAUUUGUUCAAACCUUGUCCCCCGGGGUCAAAAUUGACUCCGCCCUAGGGGUCACUUGAUUUUACAUAGGAAAAUCUUUAAAAAAAAUUCUAAAAAUAAACCAGAAGGCCUAGAUCUUAGAUAUUUGACAUGUCGCAUUGCCUAUUAGACUUUUACAAAGUUUAUUCAAAUCAUGACCCCUGGGGUCAAAUUGACCCUGCCCCAUGGGGUUACUUGAUUGUACAUAGAAAAAUCUUCAAAAUUUUCUAAAAAUAAACCAGAAGAGCUUAGAUAUUUGACAUGUAGCAUUGCCUAGUGGACCUCUACAAAAAGUUUUCAAAACUUGUUUUUAAAGUUACUUAAAGAAAAUUUCAACUAUAUUUUCUCAUAAUUCUUUUGACUGAUUUCUAUUUUGAUCUUUUGACCUUGAAGACUUGUCCUUAAGUGCAAUGAUAACAGGUGAGCGAUAUAGGGCCAUCAUGGCCCUCUUGUUUAGUUAUUUAGUAGAAACUUGCAACUGUUCAAGCAAGCAAUUAAACACAGGUGAACGAUAUAGGGCCACUAUGGCCCUCUUGUUAUGUUGUUAAAGAAAUAUUGGGAUAAGUUAGAAAAGUAUGUUGUGUUUACUUUUCUAAAACACGUGAGAGUUGAAAUAUAAACUGAAAUAAAAUGCAAAAAUACU